AUGUCGAACGAGGCUGGCGAAGUUCCUUUUCCCUCGGAGCGCCCCUACCGUUCCCACCUCCGGCCGGCAUGUUUGGCCUGUCGGAAGCGCAAGUCCCGGUGUAACGUGGAUCGCACCGGCACGAGUUGUCUUACAUGUCGUGCCCACGGCACAUCCUGCGAGUUUCCCCCAGCUCCAGCCACCGGGACCUCGCCGCGGCCGAAGAGCGCAUGGAGGACCGCUCAAGCCCGCAAGUCGAGCGACCUGGGCCACCGCGCCUUGUCUCCUCCGCCACAGACGACGUUUUCCUCGGAGACCACUCUUGUCUCUCAGCUCAGCACACUGCCGUUGCCGACUGUACCGCCUCCGGCUCCAGGUGUAUCACGGUCGCCGGACGGUGCUUUGGCUCCGAGCUCCCCGCGUGAUCGACACUACGUGGAGCCCAUCGCCGGGGGCGGCGAGGAUGAGGCACACAUUGUCGGACCGGCGGAUAUCGAGGACACUCAGAUCCUGUCAACGUACCUUUCCAAUGAUUCAUCUGUACUCAAUCGAGGCAUUCGAACGAGGAUAUCCGGCACGAGCCCACGUCAAGAACCUGGCGGCAGCGGUCGCAAGCCUGUCGUCUUCACCACUGUUCGAAAGCAACCUCUUGGCGUCCCGAAUGACCGGACGCCUGCUUUCUUGAAAUGCCAAGUCAUUGAAAAGCUCUUGGAGCCCCUGCUGCCAGAUGUGAUUGAGUUAUUCUUUGAGAAGCCCAAUAGAUGCUUCCCCUUGCUAGACAGACGGUCAUUCGAGAAGCGCUACGCUGAGGACAGGAAUCAUAUCGCCCCGGCUCUCCUAUCGUGUCUGUAUGCUCACACAAUGACAUACUGGGCCCAGUCGCCGACUCUCAUCGAACACCACCGCCCCGACACCAGGUUCAUCUGGAAUCAAGCCAACGACGCCCUUUACUCCGAGAUCCAUCUGUCACCCGGCAUCUCAACACUUCUCAGCAUUCUCCUCAAUAUCUCUGGAAGACCUUUGACCUCAAUCAUAGGCAAUGGCCUACAAUUGGGAUCAGCCAUUUCCUUGGCCCACUCACUCGGCUUGAACCGAGACCCGUCCGACUGGGACAUUCCUGAAUCAGAGAAGCUGUUACGGACAAAGAUUUGGUGGGCCAUCUUUGUGUACGACAAGUGGUCGAGUCUUGCGUACGGCACACCCCCACAGCUCCGAAGUGGUCAACAUGAUGUAUCUCUCCCGACAGUGGACCAGCUCUGUGGACCAGCUGCCAGCACCCUCGAUCUCAACGCCGCUUCGGUUUACCUCGCCUUCGUUUCUCUGGCACAGUUCCUCGACAAAUACCUAGAGCGCAUAUACGAUCUCGAAAAGACAUUUACCAGUGGCCCAUGGGAUCUCGAGGUCCUGUUGACAAAGUGGGAAGACUCUCUCGACAACCCUCUGCGGAGACGAAUUAUCCGUGGCGGCGACAGCCUUGACAUGCCCGGGUCAGCCAACCUCCGUCUCGCAUACCUCUAUAUCAAGCUCCUCCUCCGAAAAUGGGAGCUCGACGCAGAGAAAGCCGCCAACGCUGACCACACCUCCUCGAUACCGAUGCGCUGCUACCUCGAAGUCCGUCGCGCGGCCGAAGAGAUUGUGCUCUUGGUUCAGGAGUUGAAGGAGCCGCAGCUGGGUGAUUACUGGCUUCCGCUGAUGACGUUCGCCUUCACGUCGACGACAAAGUUCCUGCUUCGCUGCGCGCUCGAGACAGAGAACACCGUCAGCGGUCUGGCCCAAAGCAUGUCCUUGAAGCUGGCGCGCGACCUGAUGUCCGCGCUGCAGACGCACCGACAAAGGGCCUGGGAUCUCGGCGAUCUUUGCAUCGCGCAGUACUCUGAGGUUAUCGAGAAGCUUGCUUCAUCGACUGCGACCGCGAGCAUUGCUGAGCAGCCCGUCGACAUGCCUGAGCUUCAGGAGUUCGUGUCCACGAGUGUUCCGGAUAUUGACGAGUUGUUUCCGAGUUUGUGGGACAUGUUCAGCACUGCGUGA
Molecule: messenger RNA, 2007 nt
Organism: Colletotrichum chrysophilum
Lineage: Eukaryota; Fungi; Ascomycota; Sordariomycetes; Glomerellales; Glomerellaceae
Exons: 3
Coding region: 1-2007 (668 amino acids)
Biological process (GO): DNA-templated transcription
Cellular component (GO): nucleus
Molecular function (GO): zinc ion binding; DNA-binding transcription factor activity, RNA polymerase II-specific; DNA binding
Source: RefSeq, a predicted model, not a curated record